Messenger RNA from Lottia gigantea (owl limpet), 609 nucleotides. RefSeq lists its product as hypothetical. The record is from RefSeq and is a predicted model, not a curated record. The transcript is spliced from 3 exons. The coding region runs from base 1 to 609 and encodes 202 amino acids. NCBI's taxonomy places the organism in Eukaryota, Metazoa, Mollusca, Gastropoda, Lottiidae.
AUGGCCUUUACAGGAUUAGAUGAUUUUCAAGAUACCUCCAUAUUUUUUGAUAUAAAAUUUGGCGACAUCAAAAUUAAACUUGAAGAUUGUAUGCUGCGACCACUUGGUUCAAACUGUGUCGUCAAUGAACAUGGUGAAGCUGGUUUAAAUGACACCUUUCCUGGAAUUCUUUGUAAUAAAGAAAAACCGUUUAAACCACAUGAUUCUGUAAGAUUAAUUGUGAAAAAACAAGGAGCUGUUUCCUACUGGUUUAUGGAAUUACUUAUAACGAGUUUUGACAACUCAUGCGAACAAAAAGAGUCGAAAAAGUCGAUCUGGUAUUUAAAUUCCAAAGAGGGCCAGUUUGAUUUCUAUAUGGAUGAAAAUUACACUGUUCGUCAUAAUGGAUCCGACAUAUUCACGUUUAAGGACAAAGUGCCUUUAAAGUUAUGGUUUAAAAUAUUCAGAGCAGAAGUAACAAUGCAGACACUCGGUGAAAACGAUGCACUUGGUCAUUAUAAUAGACAUGGUAAAUCUCCCAAUAAUGUUAAUCCUGACGAUAGUCAUGCAUCGAGUUCUUCUGCUGGCCAACAUUCUGUGGACCAAACACAUACAAAACAACUUUUCUGA